GAAGCCAGCGAGACACGAAGCGUCGACGUCCUGCCGGCGACCCGCAGCGGAGGUGCUGAGGACCAGAGGCUGCUGAUAACCACCUGGCCCCGGGGCAGCCUACCACAGGGGACAACCAACUCCACAGCGCGGCAGCUGCAGGCACCAUGAACCAUCAGGAGCAGCCAGAGGAGGAGGCCCCUGGGGACGAGACGUGCCCCAUCUGCCUGGGCCGGCUGUCCAGCACGGCUCGUGUGGACCCCUGCAGGCACUCCUUCUGCCUGGGGUGCAUCCUGCCCUGGGCCACUCGAAGAGCCACCUGCCCACUGUGCCGCGGGCGUAUUGGGACCAUCGCACUCGUGGUGCCGCCCGCCCAGCACGACGCCUCGCCCCGCCGGCCCCGCCGGGGAUUGCAGCGCAACGCGGGGCUGGAGCGGCAGCAGCAGCAGCAGCAGCGGCAGAGGAGCCCCUCCAGCUACCGCUCGCGCAGCAUCUCGCCACGGCGCAGGGAGCGCAGCCCCGCCGAAGCACGACGGCUCGUCCGCAGCCGCUCCUGGCACUCGGAGCAGGACGGGCACAGGCUGCCACGGUCCCUGCAGUACCCCGACGCCGAGGACAUAGCCGAGUACAUCGCCUGGCUACGUCGGGUCCAACUGGAGGAGCCGGGGUCUGGCGACCACGCGGGCCGCCACGCCAGGCCCCGCAACUGAGCAGCGACCGGGCCUCACCUGGGGACGGGCUGGGGGUGGCAGCCACAAUUACCCCAGGAAUAAAUUAUGACUUUUCCACCCUGCAAAGCCUCUGCCUCCACUUCUUCCUGCAUAGGUCAGCGGGGGGGCUGAACGCAGCCCUCUCCCGCUGUCCGCGCCGCCAAGUGGGUUGGGGACGACUGCUGUUGAUGGGGAAUGGCUGCGGGUGGCGGGUCGCCAAGUGAGGCUGGGGGAUGAGAAGCCAUUUGGGAGCCACAAAGGUGACCUGGCCCAACUGGGGAAAAGGCAAAAAGCAGAAGAGGAGCAAAAGGCUCCUAAAACCUGGCAGCAGAGAAUGCCUGCCAGCCGGGGAACCGGGCCUGGGAACCUGCAGCGGCCUUGGAAGGCGCUGCUGGCCUCCUACAAGUGCAGCCUAAGGGUACCUAAGAACCUGAGACUUCCUGGAUGCAUUCCUGUUUGACAUGAUUUAGGUGUUCCUGCUCCGGCAGGGGGAUUGGACUAGAUGAUCUUUCAAGGUGCCUUCCAAUCCCUAACGUUCUGUCAUUGUGUGACUGUGCAUCACUGCACAUUCAUCCUGGCCAGAGAAGGCUCAGGGGGAUCUUAGCAACGUCUAGACACCCCCAAAGGGAGGAUGCAAAGAAGACGGAGCCAGGCUCUUGUCAGCAGUGCCCAGCAGGCGUCCAGCUCUAGGUGUCCCUGCUUGGGCAGGACGGGGUUGGAGCAGAUGACCUCCAGAGGUCCCUUCCAUCCCCAACCCUUCUGGGAGCUUCCUGCUGGGUAAAAAACAGGCCCUUUUGAUACCACGGAGGGUUCAUAGGAUGGCGUAGAACGCCACCACUUCAGGUAACCAUUGAGGCGCUGUUCAU
This is a messenger RNA of Cygnus atratus (black swan), 1555 nucleotides long. Its product is annotated as E3 ubiquitin-protein ligase Topors-like. The transcript has 2 exons. The record is from RefSeq and is a predicted model, not a curated record. Gene Ontology annotation, molecular function: ubiquitin protein ligase activity; metal ion binding. Gene Ontology annotation, biological process: protein monoubiquitination; protein polyubiquitination. Lineage: Eukaryota; Metazoa; Chordata; Aves; Anseriformes; Anatidae. The coding region runs from base 147 to 689 and encodes 180 amino acids.